Molecule: messenger RNA, 963 nt
Organism: Trematosphaeria pertusa
Lineage: Eukaryota; Fungi; Ascomycota; Dothideomycetes; Pleosporales; Trematosphaeriaceae
Exons: 1
Coding region: 172-711 (179 amino acids)
Source: RefSeq, a predicted model, not a curated record
AGCUAUCUUGGAGCUCCCAGAGCGUAAGACACUCAGCUAACGACGUCACUACUCGCAGGGGUAGUAGCCUCCAGAGAGUGACCAACACCUGUCGGUGUGGUACCACGGUAGCUCGAAGGUAGUAGCCUCGAAGCAGCUAGCCUAGCGUCCUUAAUUUGACUUGCCCACACCAUGCCCUGCAAUGCAUUCGGUGAUGAGACGAGGGAGGACCGCGCGGUUGGGCUGAGCACGCGAUGUUCUUCUAGACGCCUUACUCGCCCUCGCUCAUGCCACCACGGCAUGUACGUAAAUAUCCACCGAGGAUUGCGCGAUGCCAGAAGCAAAGGUCGAAACAAGCCUUUGGAGAGGGUUCCAGGGUUGUCACGAGAGCGGAACGUCCCCGCACGCGGGGAUCCAGCAGAGAGGAUUUGCCGGCAGCGGCGCUUGACGAGAAUUGAUCAGGCAAGGAUGCUCACAGCGCAGCAGCAAAAUCCUGGAGACUGUGGACGCCAUGCCGGGCGCACGCGUGGCUGCGGAUUGGGUCGGUAUCAGUGGCAGCAGUGGGGAUUGGAUGGAUUGCGGAGGGAGGCAGUUGAAACGAGGAUGCCGUCGCUCUUGCCAUGGUGCUCUAGAGCGGCGCCUCGUGUGCCGUCCGAUGACAGAGUCCGAUACAGGAGAAAGCGCGGCGCUUGUGAAGACGGCGGUUGCAGUAAGAAAAGCGGUGAGGAGUGAAGAGGGGGAGAGGCGACGCGGCAUUGCGAUGGGGGGAGCUGAACAGCCUCAGACCGAUCUGAUAGACAGCACUGUGCACAUGCCUGAGGCCAGCAGCGAACUGGCAACGUCGGACUGGGCUACGAGAGGAACAAGCUAGACACGUCGGCUCACGGCUGCAGCAACGUGCCGCGUCUUGGUCCUUUGCGACGGCGUGCAGCGGCUGGAGGGAGUCAUUGGAGAGCCGGGCGAUGAAGCAGGUUUCUGGGCGUU